Molecule: messenger RNA, 4261 nt
Organism: Daucus carota subsp. sativus
Lineage: Eukaryota; Viridiplantae; Streptophyta; Magnoliopsida; Apiales; Apiaceae
Product: tubulin-folding cofactor D
Exons: 17
Coding region: 100-3858 (1252 amino acids)
Biological process (GO): tubulin complex assembly; post-chaperonin tubulin folding pathway; microtubule cytoskeleton organization
Molecular function (GO): GTPase activator activity; beta-tubulin binding
Source: RefSeq, a predicted model, not a curated record
AAGUGAAAAAAGACCUUGUGAGAGUGAGACUGAGAGAAGCAGAAGCCCAGCAGCUUGUUAUAUACAUACACACAUACAUACAUUGAAUCGUAGGCCAAAAUGGAGAAUGUAACAAGAGCAUCAACACUAGCAGAAGAAGACGAACAAGAUUCAAAAGAGGCGGUUCUGCAACGAUACUUUCUUCAGGAAUGGCAGCAAGUCAAGUCUAUUCUCCACUCCAUUCUCUCCAAUGGCCGUGUCACCGAUCUCUCUUCCGUUCGCAAAAUCCGAUCCAUUAUGGACAAGUACCAGGAACAGGGCCAGCUGCUAGAGCCAUAUCUGGAAAGCAUAAUUUCUCCUUUAAUGUCCCUUGUCCGUUCAAAGACAAUAGAACCAGGCCUAGCUAACAAUGAAGUUCUUGAAGUGAUUAAGCCCCUAUGUAUUAUAAUCUACUCGUUAGUUACAGUUUGUGGUUACAAGGCUGUUAUCAGGUUCUUCCCUCACCAAGUUUCGGAUCUGGAAUUUGCUGUAUCACUUUUGGACAAAUGCCAUGAUAGCAAAGCAGGGACAUCAUUGAGGCAAGAAAGUACAGGGGAGAUGGAGACAAAAUGUGUAACACUGCUAUGGCUAUACAUACUGGUUUUGGUUCCUUUCGAUAUCUCUUCUGUGGAUACAAGUAUGGCAGAUAGCAAUUAUCUUGGUGGAGAUGAUUCACCUCCACUAGUAACUAGAAUACUAGGAUUCUCUAAAGAUUAUCUAUCAAAUGCUGGUCCUAUGCGUACCAUGGCUGGGUUGCUCCUCUCAAGGCUUCUAACCCGCCCAGACAUGACGAAGCCUUUUAACAGCUUUAUUGAAUGGACACAUGACGUUCUAUCCUCUGUCACUGGAGAUGCUCUACAUCACUUUCAGUUACUUGGAGCUGUUGAAGCACUGGCAGCAAUUUUUAAGGCUGGCAAUAGGAAACUGUUAAUGAAUGUGGUUCCUGCUGUUUGGAGUGAUUCGUCUGUUUUGAUCAAGUCUGAUGGUGCAGCUCGGAGUCCUUUACUGAGGAAGUAUUUGGUGAAAUUGACUCAGCGGAUUGGGCUUAUUAGCCUCCCUCAUCGUUCACCAUCCUGGCGUUAUGUGACAAAAUUUAAGACCCUCGGGGAGAGUCCUCUGUCUGUGUCUAGUACAAGCGGCUAUGGCGUGGAUCUGGAUUCCCUAAAAUUAGCCGUAGAAGAGAACCUGCACGAGGAAGAAAUGGAUGUUCCAGAAAUUGUAGAAGAGAUGAUAGAGUUAUUGCUUUCAGGACUGAGAGAUACAGAUACUGUUGUGCGCUGGUCUGCUGCAAAAGGUAUUGGUCGCAUAACUUCGCGUCUGACGUUUGCCCUCUCAGAUGAAGUUCUUUCGUCUGUGUUGGAGCUUUUUUCUCCGGGAGAGGGAGAUGGUUCCUGGCAUGGAGGAUGCUUGGCGUUGGCUGAACUAGCACGUAGAGGAUUACUCCUACCCAUCAGUCUUCCUAAAGUAUUACCUGUUGUUAUAAAGGCAUUGCAUUAUGAUAUUCGAAGGGGCCCACAUAGUGUUGGCUCUCAUGUGCGUGAUGCGGCAGCGUAUGUUUGUUGGGCUUUUGGUCGUGCAUAUGCUCACACUGACAUGAAAAGUAUCCUGGAACAGCUUGCCCCACACCUACUAACAGUUGCAUGCUAUGAUCGCGAGGUUAAUUGUAGACGAGCAGCAGCCGCUGCUUUUCAGGAAAAUGUUGGUAGACAGGGGAGUUAUCCUCAUGGUAUUGACAUAGUAAAUACAGCUGAUUAUUUUGCACUGUCAUCACGUGUAAAUGCUUAUCUUCAUGUUGCUGCCACUAUUGCUCAAUAUGAUGGUUACCUCUAUCCAUUCAUGGAAGAUCUUCUAUACAACAAGAUCUGUCACUGGGACAAAGGCUUAAGAGAGCUUGCUUCAAGUGCACUUUCUGUUCUUGUAAAAUAUGAUCCCGAGUAUUCUGCAAAUUUUAUUCUGGAGAAAGUGAUUCCUCGCACUCUCUCAUCGGACUUGUGUAUGCGUCAUGGUGCAACGUUAGCUGCUGGAGAACUUGUUUUAGCUCUGCACAAGUGUGGUUAUGUUUUUUCCACAGAUAAGCAGAAAAGUAUUGCUGGUCUGGUACCUGCAAUUGAAAAAGCACGGUUGUACCGCGGAAAGGGUGGAGAGAUUAUGCGGUCUGCAGUUUCCCGCUUCAUUGAAUGUAUAUCUUUGUCAAACGUUUCUUUGCCAGAAAAAACAAAGCACACUCUGCUUGAUACUCUGAAUGAAAAUAUGAGGCAUCCAAAUAGUCAGAUUCAGAAUGUGGCUGUUGAAGCCUUUAAACACUUUGUUCUAGCAUACCUUGGUAAGACAACUAAUAAAGGUGCCUAUGAUAUCACUUCUAAAUACUUGGAACAUCUGACUGAUGCCAAUGUUGCUGUAAGAAGAGGAUCUGCAUUGGCAAUAGGUUCUUUGCCCUUUGAGUUUUUGGUAACGAAGUGGAAGUCCGUGCUUUUAAAGCUUUGCAGUUCUUGUGCAGUCGAGGAGAACCUGGAAGACAGGGAUGCUGAAGCACGGGUUAAUGCCGUUAAAGGACUUGUCUCGGUGUGUGAAACUUUAUGUGCUACCAAAGAGUGUUCACAGUUUCUUCUUGAGGAAGAUGUUGUGUCUCUAUAUCUUACGAUCAGGAAUGAAGUGAUGCAGAGUUUACUUACAGCUCUUGAAGAUUACUCGGUGGAUAACAGAGGUGACGUAGGCUCUUGGGUUCGCGAGGCUGCAAUGUAUGGACUUGAGAAGUGUACAUAUAUUCUAUGUAAAAGAGAUUCAUCUAAAAAAUCACAAGGCUGCGAUUCUCAGGAUCAAAAUAAGGGACAGGUGAAUGGGAAUGAGGAAAUGCAAUGGUUGUUUGAUGCACAUAUUGCUGCAAGUUUAGUUGGAGGCAUUGCCAAACAAGCUGUUGAGAAGAUGGAUAAGAUGAGAGAAAUAGCUGCUAGGGUUCUCCAUAGGAUUUUAUAUAAUGAAGCAAUUUUCAUCCCCUUCUUACCUCAUCGGGGAAAACUGGAGAAAGUUAUACCCCAUGAAGCAGAUAUUAAGUGGGCGGUUCCUACAUACUCAUAUUGCCGUUUUGUUCAGUUACUACAGUUUAGUUGCUACAGUAAACAUGUGACGGCCGGACUAGUUAUUUCCAUUGGUGGCUUACAAGAUUCUUUGAGAAAGACAUCCCUUAAUGCUUUACUGGAGUACCUUGAAGGCACUGAAAUUAAAGGCUCAAAAGAAAGCAUCUCAAGGGAGCUAAGUUUAAGUGAGGACAUUGUUUGGGUACUCGAUAAGUACAGAAAAUGUGACAGAGUCAUAGUACCCACCUUAAAGACCAUCGAGAUUUUAUUCAGCAAAGGGCUGUUCCUAAACUUGGAGGCUCAAACUCUAAUAUUUUGUGAUGGAGUUCUGGGAUCACUUGCUCUUGAACUGAAGGGAUCAAAGGACUUCUCUAAGUUAUAUGCUGGCAUUGCCAUACUUGGCUACAUUGCUUCAAUUGCAGAGCCUAUUAACAUUAAAGCUUUCUCUCAUCUUCUAAUGUUCCUUUCCCAUCGAUACCCUAAGAUUCGUAAGGCUUGUGCCGAACAAGUAUAUCUCGUCCUUCUGCAAAAUGGCGACCUUGUUGCUGAAGAAAAACUAGAGAAAGCACUUGAAAUAAUCUCUGAGACUUGCUGGGAAGGUGAUAUCCAAGAAGCAAAGCAACGUAGAUUAGAACUUUGCCAUACAGCUAAUAUAGAGAGUGGGCAACUUGUUAGUCGUGGAACCUCUAGCAAGGAUGGUGAUAGGCUCACAACUACAGAUGAAAAUGCAACAUACUCCUCAUUAGUAGGUUCUGCUGGGUUUUAAGCAUUCCAUUCAAAAUGCAAACUACUUGGUUUUGCCUUUUGUAUUAUGCAAGUUGGCCUCAUCUAAUUUUUCAGACUUGAGAUGAAGAGCAGAAGUCUAAGAGAUGAUGAUACUAUAGAGGUCAUCAUCCAAAUAUCCAAUCAUCAAACCACUUCUUUUAUUAUUCUUGAUAUCGCUUUUGUCCAAGUUAAAAUCAAGGUGCUUUGGGCUUACGUCAAGAAUGGAAGACGUGUCAACACAAAAGUGGUUGUUGUAUAACCCAGGUGAACAUUGUAAUGUAUGUAUAUAAUAUAUUUCCUGUCAUAGUGAGUCACGGUUUCCUGGUAGUUUGAGUUGCACUUUUGUAUAUUGUGAGAACUUGAAAUUGCCACUAUUCAAUUGAAGGAUGAAAUCUUUUGUAGUC